Molecule: messenger RNA, 1257 nt
Organism: Beta vulgaris subsp. vulgaris (sugar beet)
Lineage: Eukaryota; Viridiplantae; Streptophyta; Magnoliopsida; Caryophyllales; Amaranthaceae
Exons: 5
Coding region: 1-1257 (418 amino acids)
Source: RefSeq, a predicted model, not a curated record
AUGGCUAGAUCUAUGGAAUUGAAGGGACGUCUAACUCGCAUUAAAAAGAGUGACUCGCAAUUUAUGGAUGGAUAUUUGCGUGAGAUUAAGCAUUACCCGUUUCCUCUUAGUUUUGAUGACUUGCGACCUAAACUUCUGCUUCAUGAACAACGCCUAAAAAGUUCGAAGGAUGGUUCUGAAUCUUCUUCGCAUAAUGCCUUGGUGGCUGUUCAGUCUUCUAGUUCUAUUUCUCCCUCAAGGAAUAAUUCAGGUGGCCGGAAUAGAGAGAAAAAUAAUAGAAAUCGAGGGGGGAAUAAUGGUCGAAAUCAAAAUAAUUGGGGUAAUGGUGGUAACAAUAACAACAACAAUUCUCGUGGCUCUGGUAACAACAAUAACAACAAUGCUAAUCGGGUACACUCCAAUGGUCAUCAAGCUGCCUAUUGUCCUCAAAGAUUCAAUUCCAGCUUUGUUCCAUGUUCAUCUGAAAGUGUCACUCGAGCCUUAGCUGCACUGUCUGUUGGUGGCGAAGCUAAUGAUUCAUUCCGGUACCCGGAUUCGGGAGCUGCAUCUCACAUGACUCCUCAGGAUGACAAGACAACGGGGGAGGUUCUGCUUCGGGGAUCCAGUAAGCAAGGUGUCUACCCUCUUCAGCCUAUUGUUGUCCCUCCUGAGUCUACAGUUCCUGCUUUCCUAGCCACUAAGGAGUCGGGUGAUGUUUGGCAUGCUCGUCUGGGUUAUCGUUGUUUUGAUCCUACUACCAAUAAAGUGUUCACUAGUCGUCAUGUUCAUUUCCAUGAACAUAAGUUUCCUUAUCGUACUCUUGUGGGUUCUCAAUCCAAGACGUCUUACACGUCACCCCAGGCCUUAGAGUUAGAUUGGAGUCCCACGAAUGUCGCGUCGUCAUGUGUGUCUGGCAGGUCUGUGUCUAAUCCAACUCCGUCGAGUUCCACUCCUCCCCUACGUUCGGAUUCCCCUGUCUUGCCCAUACUCUCCCAACCGCCCGUUAGGCCUUCCCUCUCUCCUGGCCACGUGUCUGCUGAGCUCGCUGGCCCACCUUCGGUCGCUGGAUCCCCAACCUUCACACCAGGUUCUGCUGGCUGGCACGCUGGAUCACCAGCGCUAGCUGGCCCAGCACCUGCCCCUACUGCCUGGCCCGCUGGAUCCCCAGCGCUCGCUGGCCCAGCUUCCAUGUCGUACACCAACACUAUUCCUAGAUCUUCUUCUUCUCGUUGUCAACCAUCAUCCCAUGGUCACUCGCUUAAAAGACGGUGUCUCUAA